Molecule: messenger RNA, 807 nt
Organism: Podarcis lilfordi (Lilford's wall lizard)
Lineage: Eukaryota; Metazoa; Chordata; Lepidosauria; Squamata; Lacertidae
Source: the annotation of a GenBank genome assembly
AUGGCCCCUGGAACCCGAGCCCGCUGUAUAAAUGGUUCCUAUACACUAUUUUCCGACGGUGUGCCCCAACAAUCGCUAAACUGGACAAUCUUGGACAAUGGCGGUGGGGAAUCAGUCUACACUGACCGAAAUCACCCGACCGACCGCCUGAUUCAUGGAUUUUACUGCCAGAGAGUGGACUCCGUACCUCGCCCCACCACCCUCCAGGGAGUUUGCCUCCGAAGGUACUGCUGCGUCUGGGACAUCGGCCUCGCCUCUACCUGGGAUGGCAGAGCGUACCUUGAGGGCUGGCAUCACUCCACCACCCCACCCGCGGAGUGGGAUACUACUGGGCCCCAAAGAUGUGGAGGUGUGGCUACAAACCUCACCUACCUACAUCGACAGGACCCCCUCCACCCCGCGGGCACGGCACCUCGACAAAGGGGGGAACUGUCGAUAUCUGAACCCCCUACCAAUCACGACCUGUUAUCCGCCUGGCAUUCCAACACCUACGUGAAACUGGUCUCCGAAAUUGCAAAGCAAACGACCACCACCGACGACUGUUGGAUCUGUGCCAACGACUGUGCUCACCUCCGCAGUGGCAUUCCUUUCCUUGGAGUACCCCUCACCUUACAACAACACCUCUCUGCUGAUGUACAGUCCUGGAACCUGACUGCCGUAAACUUAACUCACCAGUACAUCUACCUAACCGGACCUACGAAAAGCGACCUCUGUCGGAAGUUCAGCGGCAAUGACAGGAUGAUUGGAGAAAGCACCUGUAAAUACAUCAUUGACAUCACCCUGACCGGUAAAAUCACUUUGUGGUGA